Messenger RNA from Amaranthus tricolor (Joseph's coat), 1234 nucleotides. RefSeq lists its product as uncharacterized. The transcript is spliced from 9 exons. NCBI's taxonomy places the organism in Eukaryota, Viridiplantae, Streptophyta, Magnoliopsida, Caryophyllales, Amaranthaceae. The record is from RefSeq and is a predicted model, not a curated record. Bases 186 to 947 code for a protein of 253 amino acids.
AAAACCAAAUAUUCUUAUCUUCCAAAAAAAAAAAAAAAACCAAAUAUUCUGUAGCUUGAAUCACCUGGAAAUUUGACACGAUUAAAAAGCUGUAUUUGUCAAAGGAGUACUAGAAAUUCAAAAGGAUAAAAAAAAGCGCCAACCAUAGAUCCUCAACUCAUAGUUGCAAAACCAAGCUCGUGUCAAUGGCGGCAACUGAUUCUCAGAAACAACUCUUUACUUUGAUUCGUGAUUUCGCUGCUGAGAAAUCUCAUGGAGAGAAACGAGUUUCCAACUUGAAAAAACGUAUUGAAGAGCUUCGAUCAGAGUUAGAUGUAGCCAACGUAGCGCUUGAGAAUGGAAAACGCUUGAAGGAUACUACAGAACAGGAACUUAAGGGUUACGAGGUUGAAUUAUCGAUGAACGAAACUUCAAACCAAACCCUAGAGACCAGAAAUGCUUCAAUUCAAGAUGAGGUUUCUAAAGUAGGAUCGGAUGUAAACGGUCUUAAGAAUGAAGAAGCAGCUCUUAGAGAUGAAUUCAUCAGUCAAAUGCUAAAGUUCAAUACUGAAAUAAGAGAAUUCCAGAACUUGGCCCAACCUAAUAUGUGGCAAAAUAGUAUUCUGAAAACUUCAGGCAGCGUAGAUGCAGAAUCAAUUGAUUUAGAGAAGAAAGCCUCUUUCAUGGUUGCUCAGGCUGUAACAGAAGAAAAUGAACGUGAACGGGAAAAGAAUCUUCAAAGCCAGCUACAGCAAUAUGUGGUUGACUUUACAAGAAGACUGGAGCUGAUUAAGACGAUUAUGAACGACAUGAAAGAGUUACAAAAUUUAUCAAGGCAGACUUCAGCUUUGGAGGAGAAAUGUGGGUUUUGUAGUGAGGAGUUGCAGAAGAGGUGUAUUUGUCCUAAUUGUCAUCUCGACAAUUCAGAGAGCUUGGCAAAACUACUUCAGCCAACGGAGCUAAGUUGAUUUUCUGCAAACAGUGCAUUUAGUUUUUUCCUUGCAAUAUGUUUGUAAACUUUAAGUCUUGAAUUUUCAUCGAUUAGAUUUCUACAUGCUUAAGUCUAUGAUAAACGACGAGAGAUUCUCUUAAUCUGCAAUUAUUUUGUCUUCUGUUACUUGGGUAUGGAAAAUGAACUAUCUAGUUUUAAAUAUCGAAAAAAAUUGUAGAGUAUUCUUUUUGUCAAUGUAAUUCUUGUCCUUUAAAAAACACUUAUCUUCGAAUCUUAGAAUCAGUAAUAUACAAAAUUCGUUUG